CAAAUAAAGCGGCGCUCUGGUUGCAUAGUUACAGGCAUCAGAAAAAACAAAAUAGUAUAAUUUACGAAGAAAACGCUAAAAAUACAAGCAGAAGCACAUUCUUUUGGGUUUUCCUGAUGCCUGUAACUAUGCAACCAGAUAGCUGAGCGACGCUUUAUUUGGUUCAGAAUUUUAUGCUCUUUUAGAUGGCGAUAUUGAAAAUAUUUUUAGCAAAAGGCUCUAGGACUUAGAGAUCCGCUGCAGCGGUUUUCUAGAAAAUUCUCUUCAAAACUCUGUCUCUGAAAUUUUGACGCAUACUACAUUUGAUAGAAGACUUCAACAACUACUCAGAUUCGGAUUUGAUCAGAAAUAUUAACAGUGGGGAAAGCGAAACUACAAUCACACUUGAAGGUUUAAGAAAAAUUGUUGAUUAUACAGAAUUAUUUGAUAAUGUUGAAGUAUGUCAACAGUACAUUGAACAAACAAGUGAUACUACAACAUUUUUAGUCACAUCUGGCCAACUAGGAGAAAGACUUAUUCCAAUAGCUCAUCAGCUUCAAAGUGGCUCGACAAUUUAUAUUCAUUGUCAAAACAAAGAGUUCCAUGAACAGUGGCCCACAAAUUAUUCAAAGCAGUGUAGAAAAAAAUAUAAACGAGAAGAAUUCGAUCAAGUGGCGUUAUUUGAUUAUGACGUUGAUCUUGACUCUCGAAUAUGUGCAUAUUUGGCAAAGCUUGCUCGACAUUUAUAUUCAAUUCCAGCAACGUCUGCUGGAGUCGAGAGGCAGUUUAGUGCCACGAGUCUUGUAUUUAAUGAACGACGAUCAUCAUUAAAUCUUGAUACUGUAGAAGAUAUAUUAUUUGGACGAUCAAUUCAAGAAUCACUUGAAAAAGAUCCACAUCUGUUUUCCUAA
Messenger RNA from Didymodactylos carnosus, 890 nucleotides. The record is from the annotation of a GenBank genome assembly. NCBI's taxonomy places the organism in Eukaryota, Metazoa, Rotifera, Eurotatoria, Philodinida, Philodinidae.